Molecule: messenger RNA, 867 nt
Organism: Sinocyclocheilus grahami
Lineage: Eukaryota; Metazoa; Chordata; Actinopteri; Cypriniformes; Cyprinidae
Product: tetraspanin-1-like
Exons: 4
Cellular component (GO): membrane
Source: RefSeq, a predicted model, not a curated record
UCAAACCUCCUCAUUUGUAUAUUUCAGGCUGAAAACCUGAUUAAACAGGUGGGAGGCGAAGUUGUGAAAAGCAUCAGAAACGAUUAUGGGAAAAAUUCGGACGUCACUGGACUAUGGAACUCGACCAUGACCACGCUGAAGUGCUGUGGAUUCAACAACUAUACGGAUUUCACAAAUUCUUACUUUGUGAACGACACCAAGAGUUACCCAUUUCAGUGCUGUAAUAGAGUUCCAUGCACUGAGAUGACAGCUUUUAAUUCGACUAUACCAGGUUGUUUCCCGGCAUUGAAGAAGCUGGUAGACGAUAAUGCAGUUAUCAUCAUAGCUGUAGCAUUAGGCAUCGCUGCUCUUGAGCUUGCGGCGAUGAUUGUCUCCAUGAUCCUGUAUUGUAAAAUAGGAUCAAAACAGGAAUAAUGCCUCACCUUUAGCUUGAAUCUCUCUCUGAUGACUCCUCUGGUUUACUGAGGAUGAGGUGGAUCAUCUGUCUUAAUAUCACAGUUACUUUUUCAACCAUUUAGAAUUGAAUCAAACAGUAUGACAUUACAAGUCUCUCUGAGUCAGAGCGUCCACAAAAAAAUCAAUAAAUUCAGACUGUUAACCCUAAACUUUGACUGCAAACACGCAUUUUGAAAGAUCUCUUUUUUUUACUGUAGUUAUGUUCAAAUGAGCUGUUUUAGCUGUUUAAUGUAUCUGUGAGACUGAUUAAACAUUUUUGUUUACUUUUUUAUUUUUUGCCUAUGCAAGAUGUUUUCUUAUUUAAAAACGAAACACUUUGUUUAACUGCAUAACACCCAAGGCAUUAUUUUGUAAUUCUGAACACACUGAGGGGAUUUUCCUACUGACAUUAUAUGUGCAAUGACCAAAAAA